ACCAAAGUCAUACUUCACAUUCCACUUAUACUGUCAAACCUCUGAGAAAUAUUACGGAAAACAACAACGCGCCAAAUUUUAACAAAGUUACUAAACUGAGCACCCCUUCUUUCUGGGUUAUUAAAAAAUAAAAAAACAAGGUGACUGGCAGAAUUAAAAAGUUCUUACCUGGACCCGGAGCCCCCAGACCUCGACGACACCCUCUCCAACUGGCAGAUAGGAGGCUUCGGGACGACCGGGGAGAGGAGCCAACGUGAGGCUGGGUUUUGGACCUCGGUAUCCCGGAGAUCUCCAGACACUUUGACAUUGGGGCUCAGGGUUGGGCCCAGGGGGAGCCGCCACCAUUGCGUCCAACGAGUGGAGUGCCAACGGAAGCCCAGAAGAUGGGCUGGACGGGGACAACGAGGACAAGGCCAUGGACGGGGACGCAGAGGGGGUUUGGAGCCCAGAUAUCGAGCAGAGCUUCCAGGAGGCCCUCGCCAUCUACCCUCCAUGCGGUAGGAGGAAAAUCAUCCUGUCCGACGAGGGAAAGAUGUACGGUCGCAAUGAACUGAUUGCAAGAUAUAUUAAGCUGAGGACGGGCAAAACCCGCACAAGAAAGCAGGUGUCUAGUCACAUACAGGUGUUAGCACGGAAGAAAGUGCGUGAAUACCAGGCGGGCAUAAAGGUUUCUAGCCACUUGCAGGUUCUCGCCCGGAGAAAAUCUCGCGAGAUCCAGUCAAAGCUAAAGGCAAUGAAUUUGGAUCAGGCAUCCAAAGACAAAGCUCUACAGAACAUGGCAGCGCUGUCGUCUGCACAGAUCGUCUCCCCAAGUAUGAUAAAGAAUCAUCUUCCGCCAAUGUCUCCAGCUCCGUAUCAGCCACCCAGAUUCUGGCCUGGUCCAAUCUCUGUGCAGCCUGGACCAUCUCAGGAGAUGGUUGUAGAUCUCAACCCGGGAAGGACUCCUGGGCUCAGCCGCACCAGCCAUGUCAUAAAACCUUUUGUACAGCCCCCAUACCAAAGCCUUCAAGGCCCCGUACAACCACCUAUACCAGCUUAUGAGCCUUUAGCGCCACCCCCAGCACCAACAGCCACUGCGGUUCCAGUGUGGCAGGAUCGGACGAUUGCUUCCUCCAAGCUGCGGAUGUUGGAGUACUCGGCCUUCAUGGAGGUCCAGAGAGAUCCCGACAACUACAGCAAACACUUGUUUGUCCACAUUGGACAGACUAAUCCCUCAUACAGUGAUCCACUCCUUGAAGCUGUGGACAUCCGGCAGAUUUACGACAAAUUCCCUGAGAAGAAAGGAGGCCUGAAAGAGCUUUAUGAGAAAGGCCCCCAGAAUGCUUUCUUCUUAGUAAAAUUCUGGGCUGACCUGAAUAGCAGCGGGAUGCCAGAUGGACCCGGGUCAUUCUACGGUGUCAGCAGCCAGUACAGCAGCGCCGAGAACAUGACCAUCACUGUUUCAACCAAGGUCUGCUCCUUUGGCAAGCAGGUUGUCGAGAAAGUUGAGACAGAGUACGCCCGGCUGGAAGGAGGAAAGUGCGUUUACAGGAUCCACCGCUCACCGAUGUGCGAGUACAUGAUCAACUUUAUCCACAAGCUCAAACACCUGCCUGAAAAAUACAUGAUGAACAGUGUUCUGGAAAACUUCACAAUUCUACAGGUGGUGACAAAUCGUGACACUCAGGAGACCUUGCUUUGUAUAGCCUUCGUGUUCGAGGUUUCCAAUAGUGAGCACGGAGCUCAAUAUCACGUCUACAGACUUGUUAAAGACUAACAGCUUACCAGGGAGGUUCUGGGAAAUGACACAAUCUCUCCUUAACAACCUCAACCAUCCAGGAAGACUACAAGGAAAUAUUCAAACAACCGAGCGACCAUGGACACAUUUUAAGCUUUAAAGAACGAACUCGACAAAACUAAGAACGUGUGGCAACAUCCUUAAGAAACCGAAGAACACUUUUCUAUGAUUGAGAUGAAGAGGUUACUUUUGCCAAUGUCACUUGAGGGAGCUUGAAAAGUUUUAUUUUGAGGGGUUAAGAAUGUGAUAAAGAGAAUCUUACAGUAAAACCAAAGAAACAUGCUCUGAGCUGUAAGAGAAACGAGUGUUAGAAAGUAGUGAGUGUUAGAGCACAGAAGGGGCGGGGAAACUGGAUUUUUUUUAGGGAUAAGUGCCUCUUCACCAAAGUUUCUAUUAUCACAUGACAUUUUGGAUUGCCUUUUCUUUUUACUACCUCUUGUUUUUAAAUGGAAAAGAAUUGCAAAAACAUUGAAAAGAAAGUUUGAAUCAACAUUUUUUGAUGCAGUUUUUGUCUUCGGGCACACAGAAGAAUGGGAUAAGAAAAAAAUCAUGUAGCCUGUUAUACAAAAAGUUUGUUUUUAAGUGUAAAAAGGGGGAUAAUUUGUUGUGUUGCCAUGUUUUUAAGUUUUCACACACAGACAUAUUUUGUUACACAAAAAAAUCAGGUCUUACAUGCAUCUACAGUACCUGUAAUAGUUUCUCACACUAAGGAUGCUUUGUAAAAUAGCUGUCUUGACAUGAAGCCAGGCCUCUGCCUUCUUUACCAGACUCCCUAUAUCUCUCUCUGUUAGAAGACGUGUGCUUGGAUGCACUUAAAAUAUCAAGACGGAGGUUCGCCACAACAGCAGUGCUUAUUUUCUGCCUUGACAUAUGUAGCGUAUUUUAAUAAAAAACGUUUUUUUUUUCUUUUACUGUGAGUCAGUGGACACUAAAUGGAAUAUGUGUUACAUAGGAUUUUGUUUCCUUUUUUGUUUGAGGAGGAGGCUCUUUUGUUCAUAUUUUGAUAGCGCAAACUAGUUACAGGGGUGAGAAGGGGCAAGAAGGUAAUCACUGUUUCUUUUGUUUAAAAAAGAGAUUAUAUGCUGUGAAGUCGGCUCGUUUUGCUUCACUCCUCUUCAUUGAAUGUGUAGAGAGAAGUUGCAUUCAUUGAUAAAAGUUCAUUUUUAUAUUUAAGACAGAUUUGUUCAGGCAUAUAACGAUUUUUUUCAGAGAGCUGUAAAGAAAAGUUGUCCUAAGGGGGGGGGGGGGUAUCGUCUCUGUGGAGCAUCAGGUGUUAUUUAUGGGUUGGAAAUACCAUAGCGGGAGGGCAGGAUGGGAUUCUGGAAAUGUGUUGUUAAUUUUCCAUUGUUACAACGAUCACAGGACACAUAUAGCGACGGGAUUACCUGUCAGCCCUUGGGACAUGCUAGACAAGUGUCUAGGCUAUGUGGUUCACUGGACAACUUUGCUAUGAAAGUGCAAAUAUAUUAUGUAUUGGUGGUAUAACUGCACCUGGCUUUGAAUGUCCUAUUUUGCAAGCUAGAUGCAAUAACACUCCUUUUUUUGUAAGUCUCCCAGUUUAUCUUUUUAUACAGACUUUAUCUGCCCAUAUUAAGAUUAAUGUUUUGAUUCUGUUGUCUUUUGACUUUCAGUGUUUGCCAUAUGCUUCACUGAAAAUAAUGUGUGAUUGUGUUGAUAAUUAAUAAUGAGAUAUCUAAUGCAUCAUAUUCUGAAUGGUGUGGGACGCUUUAUUUUAUUUUUUCUGUUUUUUUUUUUUUGUCUUGGUUGUUUACUAUCGUCCUUGUUACCAUUGUGCAUUGCAAUUUUAUACUUAAAAGUAGAGGUUGGACUAUGUAAUCAACAAAUGUAUCUAACAGUACAAGCCGCAUGGUGCCUUUGGGGCAAGUUUCCCCAGUAAAUUCAUUAAACGUGUUUAUUGUG
This is a messenger RNA of Oryzias melastigma (Indian medaka), 3697 nucleotides long. It is a transcript of the gene tead3b, whose product is annotated as TEA domain family member 3 b. Gene Ontology annotation, molecular function: DNA-binding transcription factor activity, RNA polymerase II-specific; RNA polymerase II cis-regulatory region sequence-specific DNA binding. The transcript is spliced from 16 exons. Gene Ontology annotation, cellular component: transcription regulator complex. The record is from RefSeq and is a predicted model, not a curated record. Bases 416 to 1756 code for a protein of 446 amino acids. NCBI's taxonomy places the organism in Eukaryota, Metazoa, Chordata, Actinopteri, Beloniformes, Adrianichthyidae. Gene Ontology annotation, biological process: hippo signaling; embryonic organ development; positive regulation of transcription by RNA polymerase II.